This is a messenger RNA of Cetraspora pellucida, 1886 nucleotides long. Lineage: Eukaryota; Fungi; Glomeromycota; Glomeromycetes; Diversisporales; Gigasporaceae. The record is from the annotation of a GenBank genome assembly.
AUGUAUGACUCAAAAGUUAAAGAAUCAUCAUUAAAUUUCGAUCUGAAAAGAUAUGAAUUUUGUUCAGACUUUAGCAUCUUUGUUAUAAAUGAGUCUUUACAAGAAAGUGGAGGACAAAAUUCAAACAUAACUACAAAAGAAUAUAAAGUUCAUCGAUAUGUUUUAUCUCAACAAUCUGAUUAUUUCAAAGUACUAUUUGAGUCUUCUCGAAAUUUCGUUGAACACAAAGAAAAUGCUGUUGUGAUUCGGUUAAAAGAUCCUUUCAACGUCUUUCCGCAAAUUCUUUGUUAUAUGUACACUGGAUACAUUUCUAUUAAUCACAAAACCCUCAUUUCAAUCCUUUCAAUAUCUGAUCGAUUCGCGAUCGAAAAACUUACCAUACAUGCCACAACAUAUUUCGAUAACUUUUACGAUUAUAAAAGGAAAAUCCCUUUAAACUUGUCUUUUAUUUCUGCUCAAGAAAUAUAUACAUUAUAUUUAGAUGCAAUAGAGAAUGAAUUUGAAGAGGUAAUACCUGAUUGGCUUUUGGCUAUUGCAUUCGAUGAACUUUGGGAAAUCGAUAAUGAUGUGAUGAGCUCUGUAAGAUUGGAUCGUGUGCUAAAAUGCGAUUGUGUUAAACUAAAAAAUGAGGAUCAGAAAUUUUCAGUUAUUAGAAAGAUCGUAGCAGAUUUCUGUGGUACUGAAGAAUAUGAUGAAACAUUUGAAGAAAAGUGGAAUAAAAUGGCAUUAAAAGUUGCAAUGCCUUUUCCCGAUAUAUUAGAAGAUUCUAGCGAAGAUUCUAGCGAAGAAAGUGCCGUAACAGAGGCACAACAAAAUGAAAAUUCUACUAAUGAAAUAGGUGAAGAGACUGAAAAGCAGAUUGAUGAUGGUAAUUCAAGCUCAACAUUAUGUUCUCAACAGACGAAUGGUAGUGUUGAGAAUGAUGUUAAUGAAGAUGAACAUUUGGAGUUUACUUUGCAUGAUAUAAAAGAGGCCUAUGAACGAUUAAAGCAUAAUAAUAUGUUGUACGAAUGGUUCAAACUUGUUAAUUAUUCUUUACUCGAUCCGAUGAAUUGGGAAGGUGCUCUCGCAGAUAAUUUGAUACCUAAUAAACUCGUCUUGCAAGGAUUAUUUGAGGUAUUAAAAAAAGAUGAUAUUGAAAAGGAAUCUUCAAAAUCACCUAUCACUGUCCCGCCGAUCCUACAAUCAUUGUCUUCAACUUCUAAUUCUACUUCAACAAUCGAAUAUACCGACUGCUUACAUUUUACAACGAAACCAUAUUAUAGUGACAUUAAAAUUUGCAUUAACAAUGAAUGUUACGAAUUUCACAAAAUUAUUCUGUCGAUACAGUCCACAUACUUUCGUGACUAUUUUUCAACUUCACAGGGUCAACUCUCAAAAGAAUGGGUCUUUCCUUGGUAUAAUCUUCACCCACACCUUUCAACUGGUCUACUCAAUAUGAUACAACUACUUUAUUACACUCAUGCAUUUCCACUCGACAUUAAAAACAUAAUUCCAAUCUUGUUUGCUUCUCUGGAAACAAGUUGUGGAGUAUCGGAUUCAUGGUUAGCAAAAUCUCGACAUCAACAUAUGAUUCGUAAAAAAGUUGUCUACCUAGUUUCUGAAAAUUUUGAAGAUUUUCAGGAUUACUUGAAUAAUAAUCAUAAUAUAACAAAAGAUCUGAUUUUGGACAUUUUAAAUAAUCCAUCAUUAAAUUGUAAUGAAAGAUCGAAGAUCCAAUUAUUUUCUUGCGUAUUGGAUAAAUGGUUCCCUAAUGCUAAGAAAUCCGAUUUAUCAAGUACCGAAGCGAAUGAUCAAAAAUUGACCGAGAUCAGGACUUUAAUCAUAAAAUAUAUUAAUCAUAAAAAAUUAUUGGUUCCUGAUUUAGAAUUUCUUUCAAAACAAUG